AUGACCGGCUCCUGCUGUGGCUCCACCUGCUCCAGCUGUGGGGGAGGCUGCUGCCAGCCCUGCUGCUGCCAGCCCUGCUGCUGCCGAGACCCCUGCUGCUGCCGCCCCUGCUGCUGCCAGACCACCGUGUGCCGCCCCGUGACCUGUGUGACCCUCUGCACAGGCCCCAUCUGCGACACGUCCUGCACGGCCAUUGUCUGCCGCCCCUGCUGCUGGGCCUCCACCUGCUGCCAGCCCAUCUGUGUGCAGGCGCCCUGCUGCCGGCCCCCCUGCUGCCAGCCUGCCCCCUGCCGCACCACCUGCAGGACCUGCCCCUCCUGCUGCUGCUGA
Molecule: messenger RNA, 330 nt
Organism: Myotis davidii
Lineage: Eukaryota; Metazoa; Chordata; Mammalia; Chiroptera; Vespertilionidae
Product: keratin-associated protein 2-4-like
Exons: 2
Coding region: 1-330 (109 amino acids)
Source: RefSeq, a predicted model, not a curated record